AUGAAUGGGAGCCGCCGCCGCCACGACGUCACUGGCGCGGAAGCGGAGGUUGCUCCGCCCCUUCCCUUUCCCCGGCCUCGGUGGCUCACGGGGCUUGGAGACGUCAGAUUUGCAUGGCAGCCUCCCGGAAGCGCUGAAGUGAGGGAGGCAAAACAGUAGAGGCGGCCAGGUGAGCGAUCCGAAGGGCCAGGAUGGCCGCUGGGUACCAAUGGGGUGGCGCGCCCGGGAGGAGGGCAGGGGAAAAGAAGGGACGCGGAAACUGCAGCUUGAUGCAUUGCAGGGGACCUCUGGGAAACAGAGGACCCGGCUUUCCAGCAGUCUGAAAUAAACUAAUCAAAUAAAGCAUUUCAGGCUUUAAUUUGCCCCUGAUCUCUGCGCAAAGCCCAAACGAAGAGUCUUGUGGCAUCUUAAAAGAGCAGCACAUUUUCGCUUUCUUGGAGCACAGCUCAUUUCAUCAGACCAGACUUAUUAAGUGUGUGCAUGCAUAUGUAUGAGUGUGGCGUGGUGUGCAUCUAUCGGAUCCAGUGUAUUUUCAUUGAGAAGGAAAUCCCCAUAGGUUCACUGGGGCUUAUUACAUAGUAAAUAUGCAAUAGGACCCCAGCCUUCAACGGAUAUAUGCUGAACAUUGGCUGCAUGGGACUUCCUGAAACCCCCCCCCUCCCAAUGUUGCUCUGUGUGCUUUCACUUAUUAGGAUUUUUUUUUAAGCAGCUGAUGGAGCCAGAAGGAAAAUAUGAGCUCUCUCUUAAGAACAAUUGUUUUAUUAAUGAAAGUGGAACUGCAUUUGAGUAUGACUGACGGGCCAGAUGAGAAGCUUUCUUUGCUUUUACAAUAAUGAGCAACAAGGAAAAAAAAAGCUGUUCUGUCAAGGUUAUAAUGCAAGAUUUCAGGUGUGUAUGCACCUGAGAAGCAAACAGAAUUUUAGACAUACAGACCACACACUGUAUUCUAGCAUUGGUUUAGUAUUCCUUAACUAGUCUUCUAACAAGAAAAAGCAACACUUGGCUUGUAUGAAGUCAGCACUUCUAAACCCAGCGCCCCAGGUACUUCACAGAGUUCUCCGAAGUAGUGAACCUGCAAAAGGCAGGUUGUUCAGUGAAAAGCUUUAUGCCUCAAGCUAAAAUCCUGUGAACACCUGCCUAUUGAAACAUAUUGAACUUAGUGGGAUUUAUUUCUGAAGAAACAUGUAUGGUUGGACUGUAAGUUGCUUAUGUAGGCCAGAACGUGUCUUAAUGACAGAACUCUCUAAUGUACAGUCCUGGGGACCCAUUUCCUGAAUGCCUAUGUAGCUGCCAUAGUAACAGUUUCAUAAAUAAGCUAUUUUAUAUACUCUGGAUAUUUUGUGGAGAACUUAUUUUCCCAGGGGCUACUUAAAGACCCUCAGUGCACCCUGAAGGAAGGUGGAAGAGGAGAAGCUAUGAACAGAGAGCUCAUUUCACCAGCUCCUGAAGAUGCCACCAGAAAAAAAAUCUGCUUUUUGUGGCGCGUGUGUCUUUUAAACCUUAUUUCUGUUAUUACUCAUUUAUAGGCCUCCCUUCCACCCCAUUUAGUAUGUUACCUUUCAUUGCGGGUAUACAAAGGCAGUAGAUAGGUAGAUAAAUAAAUAAAAUACAGAAAUUAUAUUAGUGUGUAGGGCUAUUUUUAGCUACUAUUUAUUCUAUUCUAUUUGAUUGGUUAGAAUAGUAGAAUUGUAGUGUUGGAAGGGACCAUGAAGAUCAUCUAGUCCAACCCCAGCCACAAGGCAGGAAACCCCUAACAAUUAAGAACAUAAAUAAUCAAAGCAAAAUAUUGAUUAUUUUGGUUUUAUUAGUUAUAGUCUUGUUGAAAACAGCUUUGAUGGUUUUAAAUAAAAAAACAGGGUACACAAAUUAAACAGGUGCACUGCUAUUUUAGCUUAGUUAGCCUGUGUGGCAUAAAGGUUAGAGCUCUGGACUAAGACUGGAGAGAUCCAGGUUCAAGUCUCGCAAAACUCCCGGGGUGGUUGUGUGCCAGCCACUUCCUCAGCCUAACUUGCACCACAGGACAAAGAGCUGUAGUUCAAUGAUAGAGGAUGUGCCUGGCAUGCAGAAGACAUCAGGUUCAGCUGUAGGCCUGGAGGGAAAGUCCUGCCUAAACCUCUGAAGAGUCACUGCAAGUCAGUAAUGAGCUGGAUGACCCAAUCUUUUAACCAAGGCACCUUCCUUUGAGGGUGUUGCUUUUGUGGGGAGGCCCUUGUAAGUCAUCCUGAGCCCCUUGGAGGAAAGGCCUGAUAAAGAAAGAAAAUGUGUUCUUUGCAGCCAUUUAAAUGUGGUUAUGGUGUGAGAGCCCUGGGUGCAAAUUCUGCCCCUGAGAAAUGACUCAUUUCUUUUUUGAAGUUCUUCCUGCAGACAGAACGCCAGGUCAGCGCUUUUUGGUACAUGAGCAACUUCUUGUACUCCUGCCUGCCUCCAACAGCUCACAUGUGUGCACACGACUACAAUGUACUUUGUCCUCCUUGCAAGUGUUGCCGUCCACCGUUAUGUUUUCUAAUCUGUAGCCAUUCCAGAAUUAAAGUCUAAACUGAUUACAUAUGGCCUGGACCUUGCUGACAUUUAUCACAAUUUGGAUCCUUCCACCAACCUAGCAGUCUGAAAGCACGUCAAAGUGCAAGUAGAUAAAUAGGUACCGCUCUGGCGGGAAGGUAAACAGUGUUUCCGUGCACUGCUCUGGUUCGCCAGAAGCGGCUUAGUCAUGCUGGCCACAUGACCCGGAAGCUGUAUGCUGGCUCCCUUGGCCAAUGAAGCGAGAUGAAUGCUGCAACCCCAGAGUCGGCCACGACUGGACCUAAUGGUCAGGGGUCCCUUUACCUUUUUAUCAAGCUGUUCAGAGCAACAUAAAUGGAACCAUCUUGUGUAUCUUCAUAGCAGCUCUGUGAGGAAGGGGCGUCCCUCUUGGGAGUUCUACCUCCCUCAGAAGUUUGGGUAUGUGUGUGUGAUGGCCUGGGAGGGGGCAUCCUCUGUGGCAGCCCCUAAAUUGUGGAAUUCCUUUCCCACAGAGGUGUGCCUGGCUUCUUCGCUAUACAACUUUCAUUUCUUUACCCUGGCCUUUGACCCCUGACUUGUGUGAUUAAAGGGCCCACCCUAAUCCUCUGGUUGUAAUCUGUUUUGAGUUUCAAAUUGUAAAUUGUGGUAACCCACCCUGGAGCCUGCUGGAGUUUAAUGAUGAUUAUUAUUAUGAUAAAAAUCAUCAAGUUUCACACGACCUUGAGCCAGCUGACUGGUUUGAGCCCAGAUCUAAGUGUAGCCCUCUCCCCUCCACUAUGGCACAAUACUUUCUGUUCUGGUGUUGUGAACUGCAACUAGAACAAUCCUAUCGCUGCAAGGAUCACUGCUUGAGAUUAACCACUGUGGGAAGGGAAGGGUUAUUGUGGCAAAAAGUCUCUGUACCUUUGAAGUUUUGCCCUUUGCUUUGUCAGGCACUGCUGAGUCAAUGAAGAGCAAGGAAGGAGCUGAAUAGUGUUUGUGCUGUCCAAAGCUGGGGAACCCAGGAUUCCACGGAAGGACUAACCAGGACAGGUAUUUUUUUUGGGGGGGGGGCAUGUAUAGACUGUGGUUCUGUCCUUUAAACUGAGGCGGUAUUUUACACUGAUGAGAAAAUGUCAUUUAAUUCCAGCUUUGUUUGCCUUUGAAUACCACAGGGACAGAUGAUAGCAGGGAAAGAAUUAAAACUUACUCCUUGCCUAUAAUUUAGUGUUGUCAAAGUGAUGGAGGUAAAUGGCACCAUUGGGAAUCUAGUGAAAUUGGAUAAAUGACCACCCAAGGAAAAUGGAAGGGAGGAGAAAAAGAGCAGCCCCCCCUUUUGUUUUGCUAGAGUAGGACUGUGCCAAAGAUCUUAUGGACACACAGUUUGAAGGUCUGGUCUUCUCAAGUCAGGAAUGAGGCACACAACACAGAUAAAAUGAGAAUGAACAAGUUUCUUUUUUAAAACAAAACCAAAAUGUACUUAGCUCUCCAUGGAAAAAGUAAAAUUGUUACUGCUUGGUUCUCUAACGGUUUCUUUAUUUAGAAAAAAAGAGAGCAAAACAGCUUAAUAUUGUGAGAUACAUUCCCUUGAGUUCUGAAGGACUUGUUUCCUUACAACUGAUUUCUUUAAGAGGGAAGCUAAUAUAGGGAAACAUAAGUGAGGACUUGUGGAACUGGGCAGAUCUAAAGUGAGAGAGUGAUUUGCAGGCUGUGAGGAACCCUGUGAGGAAUCUAACUGUUUUAGAAAUAGAAACCUUCUAGUCCUCAUUGCUGUGGUUUUUGUUUGAUUGUUUUUUUUAAACUGUGGUAUUAAGGGGUUUUUUUUGGCAGUAGAAUUUUGUCUUGGCAAUAAGGAUAUAAGGAGCUGGUUUAGGACAGUAUGAAUAAUACAGUAUUGGCUAGACAGGCCACCAGAGGCUUUUCAGGAAGUUCUGAGACAGUGACCUGUCUCAUAAAGAUAUUUUACAGACAAGUGGGCUAGAGACUCAGGAAUAAACUAAAUGUGUGACAUGACACACACUGUUAAAAGCAGCUGGGGCGGGGGUGGGAAGAGGAAAGCAUUGGAUUGGGAAAACAGUGCUGGCAAGGCAGGGAAUUUUCCUGAUCAGAACUGCCUCAUCUAAAGCUAUUUGCCCUGUGGGAGACAACGUGCACACUCUCCUGGCAAUAUUUUCAUUACAGUGUUGGAGCGACAGUUUGCUCUUUCUUAAUUAUUAUUAGCUUUUGCACCACAGCUUUUCAAGGGACAGAAGUUUAGAUUGGAAAAGAUAUAUGUGUCUUUGGGGGGAGGGUUAACCCCUUUCCCUAGUCCUGCUUUCUGUCCAUUUCACCCCCCCGCAUGCAUCUACCGUAUUUUUCGCACCAUAACACUCAUUUUUUUCCUCCUAGAAAGUAAGGGGGAAUGUCUGUGCGUGUUAUGGAGCGAAUGCCUACGGAUGGCGGGGGGAUCUGCUGCAGUCGUGAGCAGAGGAUCCAUGGUUCUCCUUCCUUCCCUCCUCCGUGGCUCACUUUGAAACAGCAAAGCGGGAGAAGAGCCGCUGAGUGGGGAGGAGAGAGGGACAGAGAGCCUGCUUCUUUAAAGGAGCAAAGCGGGAGAGGAGAGGAGCCUUCUCCUCUUAUACCCCUCUUCUGCAUUAUUAACAGCAUCCUUCUCCACCCACCCCACGCGUGUUCCUUGUCCCUUGAGUGCUUUUCCUUCCCUCCCCACUUAAAACGUGGUUACAAAGCACGGAUCCACAUGGAUCCUCAGGAUUUUUGCACUGGGUCACCCCAAAUUCACCAUCAGAUCACAUAGCAUGUCCAUGGCUACAGCUUGCACCAAAAAAACCACGCACCCACUGUUGCCUGGGGCCGCAGUGGUGCAAAAACGUGGUUACAAAGCAUGGAUCCACAUGGAUCCUCAGGAUUUUUGCAUUGGGCUACCCCAAACUCACUGUCAGAUCACAUGUCUGUGGCCACAGCAUGAACCACAAAAACCAUACAUCCACUGUUUCGUUUAGAAUAUUUUUUUUCUUGUUUUCCUCCUCUAAAAACUAUGUGCAUGUUAUGGUCAGGUGCGUGUUAUGGUGCGAAAAAUAUGGAACUUUUACCUUUGGGAAAAACACAGGAGAUCUGAUUACAGGUCUCCCAAUGUCACAUGCAGUUUGGCUCUCAAAAGUGAACCACACUGGAGAAAUGCUUGUGACAUUUUUGAAGCGUUGCAACUGUGAAUGCAUUAGCACAGGAACUAGGUCCAGCCUCAUGGUACUUACACUUGAUUUUAAAUGGGAUACCUUUCCUCCCCAAAGCAGAUGUGCUUUAAAAAAUACCCACAAAAGUGGGCUAAUGAGAACAAAUUUGUUACUUGUGCGCACUCCUGAACUAUUUUUUUUUUAAAAAAGCUACUGUCAUGCAUUACAGUUGUUUCAGUUGUCAAGUUGUUUCAGACCUUGCUGUGUCAAGAUCACAGUUUUGGAGUAUGUCAUUGCCUUUUGAUCCCAAAUCCUCCUUUCUGGUUGGACAAUUGAAGUUAAAUGCCUUGGUCUGAUUUUUGCUUCACAAUUUCAGUUCAGUCACAUUUAUUGGCCACGUGCCGUACUCUUGCUGAGGGUUAGUUAGCAUGCAGCAAGCAUACCCCAUUUUUAAUACUGGGCUUUGGCUGCUGAAGGCCCUUUCUAUUUUAGUGGCUAAUCAAUGGCCAUGGAGAUGGUGGCCUGGUGACAUGCAGGCAAGGCCAUCUGUUAUUGAAUUUCUAUCGACAGAGGAGGCCGGUCCAUUAGGGCAAAUGAGACACUGCCUCAUCCAACAGUGUCCUCAGCAGUCCCACUUGCUUGCCUUCCUUAUUACAAGCAGUCCUCAAAAAGCAUAUUGUCCUCACCACAAAAAGAAUAUUGUGCAGUUGGAAAGAGUUAAGGAAAGGCAUCCAAAAUGAUCAAGCGACUCUCCUGUGGGGAAAGGAUGCGGCCUUUGUGACUACAGUGUGGUGUAGUGGUCAAGAGUGGUAGACUCGUAAUCUGGUGAACUGGGUUCGCGUCUCUGCUCCUCCACAUGCAGCUGCUGGGUGACCUUGGGCUAGUCACACUUCUCUGAAGUCUCUCAGCCCCACUCACCUCACAGAGUGUUUGUUGUGGGGGAGGAAGGGAAAGGAGAACGUUAGCCGCUUUGAGACUCCUUAGGGUAGUGAUAAAGUGGGAUAUCAAAUCCAAACUCUUCUUUUUCUACUACUUAGUUUAGAGAAAAGGCAGAGAGGAGGAGACAUGAUAGAUGUUCAUACAUUUAUACACGGCGCAGAGGAAGUGGAUAGAGAAAAGUUUCCCUCCCUCUCUCACAACGCUAGAACUUGCUGACAUCCAAUGAGGCCGAAUGUUGGAAGGUUCAGGACAGAUAAAAGAAAGCACUUUGCACAGUGCAUAGUUAACCUUUGCAACUCACUCUCCCCUCAGAGGCAGUGAUGGCCGCCAACUCAGAUAGCUUUAAAAGAGGACUGAACAGAUUCAUGGAGGAUAGGGCUACCAAUGGCUGCUAGGCCAUGAUGGCUAUGCUCUGGUUGGAAACUGUAGGAGGGGAGAGUGCUCUUGUGCUCAGAUCCUGCCUGUUGGCAUCUGGACGGCUACUGUGAGUAUAGGAGGCUGGACUAGAAGGACCAUUGGCCUGAUCCAGCAGGCUGUUCUUAUGCCAGCCCCUCCCCCUCAAUCGGCCUUUGUAGAACUCAGCAGGGGAAAAUUAGGGGGCAAAACUAGAAUUAGUUGGCUCUACUCGCCAUUUACUGAUGGCCUCUCUGUUUUCUGUCCUACGGAUCCCGAUGGGCACCAGCCAUUGUCGUCAAUCAGCAAUGGCUUCAUGUCCUCAUGCCAAGGCAAGCUGCAAGUUCCAAUAGAAUCCCCAUGGAGGGAUUCAGUAAAUUGGUGAUAUGGUAGUGGGCUACAGUGUGGUUGAUCUUAUUCCAAAAGAGCUCCAGUUUCUUUAAGUGGUGUAAAGAAAAACAAAUUUCCACUGGCACAGUUCCCCCCGCCCCCAUCACAAUGUUGGAAUAAAAAACAACCCUGCACUCACUGAACAUUGUUCCGCAGAAUAGCUCUUCCAAAGAUAGAAUCUUGGUCCCUUUUGGAAAAUGGUAACCCGCCCUGACCAGAUGGUAUGUUCCUAAUUAGAAGUAUGAUCUUGUAGCUUCUGUGUUGUGCUGAAUGAAUAUUAGUGACUCAGUAGCUGCUGAUUCAGGGCCAAUUCCAGUGUGAAGUUGCUUAUUGUAUAUGCCAGUUUCCCCUUUCCCCCGUUUCAGAUGUUAAUUGACAUAUCUGAAUGAGCAUCCACUGUUCUUUGUGAGUGCCAAAUUAAUAAUGUAGAUGUGAGCCCAGGUUAAUCUGCAGUUGGACCUGCAUGAUUUUGUAUAUCAAAUAUUCCACCAGCACUGGAAUAGUCCAAAAUAACCCCAGUCUUCUGGGUAUUGGAGUCAUUUGUGAAUGCACAAAUGGUGCCAAAAAGGGUUGUAUUCCUGAAUUGUAAUCUGGGAUAGGGAUGAUCAACGUGUGCUGCUUUCUGGGAUAACCGACCCAAGACUGUUUUGGCAUUAAGUGGCAUAUAAAUAAAUGAUAAUGAUAACUAGAAAGAAAGGGUUUUACACCUGCCAGAUCAUCUAUGAUGAGAGACAGGGUAUGAAUUUUAUAAAAAUUAAUAAAAAUAUAGACAUAUCUUCCAGUAAGAUGGUAGCUCUGGGUGAUCUGUGAUCUGUGACACAUGAAUUGCCCAAAGAAUAUUUUUAUGCUCGUCUUAUCUAAAUACACUUCCCCAACAAGCCAUGUUUCUUAUUUCUCUAUUUAUUUUGUUUAUAUCUUGCCUUUCCUUCACUGAACCACAGGGCAGUGCACAUGUUUCCUCCCUCCCCAUUUUAUCAUCGCAACAAUCCUGUAAAGGAGGUUCGGUUGAGAGAUAGUGGCUGAUCAAAGGUUCAUGGCUGGUCGGGGAUUUGAACUGCCAGUUCCCCACAUCGUAGCCCAAGAUACUAACCACUACACCACACUUACUUUGAUUUUGGGAAGGAGACAUGGAAAGUUGCAAGGGUAGGGCUGCCAGAUCCAAACUUGGAGAAAUGAAACGUUUUCUUUCCCUUGGGAAACGUGCUGCUGAGAAAGGAGGGAUUGUGGAACCUACUGACUAUCCUUGGCAGUAAAUUAUAAUACGAUGGCACAUAGGAAGCAGUGAGAAGCUCUAGGAACAUUCCCCACAACUGAGAGCAGCAGCAGCUUGUGAAUUGCUUCCUUCCUGUUCGAUGUCCUUGCCCUUCUCACAUGCCUCAGAGCAUCUGUUGUGCUUCGUUUCCUAAAGUUUCCCAUGCACAGUACUUCCUCCAAUCUGCCACUCAUGAGGCAUCCACUGCCAAGAGAUUCAUCAUUACAAAUGCAAGGUCCUGGAAGUUGGCCGAGUGCGGGUGGGGUCAAACUGUACUACAGUAAAGUUGCCUGUGGGAGAAGAAAGGGGGCGGGGAGGAGAAAGAGAGUUCACUUGCAGGUUCUGGUUGGAAACCAUGGAGUUUCUUUUACAUAUUUGAAAUAUUUAGGUAUGACAUCCACAGGACUCUCAGACUUUUUUUUUUUUAAAAAAAAUAUAUAAUUCCAAAUAGGAAUAUGGCUCCCAAGAAGACUACAGAGCUGCUUCAUCUGCUUCGACAAGCAAUGAGAAACUCUAAAUAUGUUCCAGAACCGAUCCAAGCCUACAUUGUACCCUCCGGAGAUGCACACCAGGUAUGGGAUUCAGCAGAAUUGUCUUCUCUCGGUAGAAUUCUUCCCUCCCCCGUGCUCCAAGAGCUUUAGCCAAGAGCUAAAGAUUAAGCUUCUUUAGCCAAGCGUGUUUAAUAUGUAGAGGUAUCCCUAUUCUAUGCCACCAUAUCCUAAACCUAUAUCAAGGUGAUGCACACAGUUCCAGUGUUCUUUUCUCACAGUGGGAAUGUUUAUGGUAGCCCACAAAUAGGCCGGGAACACAGUAAGAUUCCUGUCCCCCAGCAGCUACUAUCAUCCAUUUAUUAAUCACCUUCUGAACAGCCAUCUCAAGGCAAUUUGCAUAUGAGAUUAUUAAACACAAAAUCAGCAAAUACAUUUAAAACAAGACUGAAACCCUAGGAAAGCAGACACUCAUGGUUAAGACCCAUUUCUUUGACUGGGAACAAAAAAUAUCUUCUGUUGUUUCCGGAAGGUGCAGGUAGUGGGGCAAAAGGGGGGCAGCCACGUGGAAAGCCCUGCUCCAGGAUUAAUGGCUACUCCAUUGUCCACGUUUUAUGCUGUAUGCAGAGAACAGUGCCUCCAGCUGCCAGUGCGCAGUGUUCUUCAUCUAAUAAAGCAAGCAAGCCAAACACGCACACAGCUAUUCUGCUCUCAAGUUGCUGCAGGCAAGGGUUUUUUAUUUUUAUUUUUUUGCAGCUGCUACAGGUGCUUCUUUUCCUGCCUGAGCCUGCUUCUCUGUAGCUCUGGUUACACUUGUGAGACUUUUAAUAUGUUCCUGUGGAUCUUGGAAUAUGACCUGCAAGAUUCUUUAUUUCUUUGUGUCGCUUUAGGGAAUGCAGUAAUGCAAAGACCUCACAUUAUGCUUUUCCUGCUGGGCAAGUUUAUCAGGUUUGUUCUGUUCUGUUCAGAGAGCUGAAUGGACAGGAAGAAACCCACCCCUCCUUAUUUUGUAUCCACUUGAUUUGCUGCAUACCAUGACUUCAGCAAAACCAUGUCCCCCCAUUUACAUGGUUUAAAGCCUUGAUUCUCAGGACACAAGUACAUGCGUGCUGAAGUAGACAGAGUGACCAAGGAGUCCUGGGUUCAAAACCCCACUUGGUCACGAAACUCACUCGAAAGUUCUACAUUGGCUCCCAGUACGUUUACGAGCACAAUUCAGAGUGUUGGUGCUGACCUUUAAAGUCCUAAUUGGCCUUGGUCCAGUAUACCUGAAGGAGCGUCUCCACCCCCAUCGUUUUACCUGGACACUGAGAUCCAGCUCUGAAGGCCUUCUGGCGGUUCCCUCACUGCGAGAAGCCAAGUUACAGGGAACCAGGCAUAGGGCCUUCUUGGUAGUGGCACCCGCCCUGUGGAAUGCCCUCCCACCAGAUGUCAAAGAGAAGAACAGCUACCAGACUGAAGGCAGCCCUGUUUAGGGAAGCUUUUAAUGUUUAACAAACCACUGUAUUUUAAUACUUUGUUGGAAGCUGCCCAGAGUGGCUGGGGAAACCCAGCCAGAUGGGUGGGGUAUAAAUAACAAAUUAUUAUUAUUAUUAUAUUCACUGGGAAAUCUCGCAAUCUAUUAGUCUACCCUACCUCGCAGAGUUGUUGGGAGGAUAAAAGGGUGGGACUGGCAAUGCAUGGCUCCCUAAAACUUCUUAAAGGAAAGGUGGGAUAAAAACGUAAUAAUGAAUUAAGGGGUGGGGGGAGAAGAAGAAUGAACUGCCUGACUGAUUUUCUACCAGUGUUCCUCAGCAAGGCUUCACGUGGGGAUGGGGGUGGUGGUAGGGCUACCUACCAUUUCACAGCAUCAAAGUUAUCUUACGCAAAGUAAGCAUAUAUACUUAAUUUCAUAAAUUAUUUGUGGGGCUGGAUGGAAGCUGAUGGUGGUUAGCCGUACUAGCCUCGGUUGAAGGGUACCUGGCUAGGUUGAAGCAUGAUUAGCGUUGAUAAAAAUAUCACUGUAAAUCAGGAUUCAGGCCAACAAGAAAAUGGAAAAUAGGAAGAGUAGGAAGGAUGCAUUCCUUAGGCUGCCUCAGUUUGCAAACCACUGUUUGCAUGGAGCCAGUUUUGUGACUGCACUGGUCUGUGAACAUCAGAGCUGAAAAGCUACCUUUCUCUUAGUUUUAGAAAAAGUAGAUUCUGCCUUAGCAAAUUAAGUUCUGAAUUGCAUGGGAUACAUGCCGGCAGUGGAGACUUCUAGGCUUCUUUGCUUUGAGCUUAUAAUCAAGGCCAGAGCAGCUUGUUGUCAGUGGUUGAAAUUCUUAACGAGGAGAUUUUAGGCAGACACCCAUUUUUGAGUACUUCUCAUAAAAUCCAGUUAGAGGAUGCCAGUAAAAUAAAGCAAAGGUUACAGAUUUGAGGCAUAUCGUCUAUUACAGCUUCCAGGAUCAGAAGAUAUUGGGGGCGUUUCUUCCGCUUGUGUUGCCACAUCAAAGGCCUGACUUGUUUGGCUGGACAGUGGUGUGGUCAAGAAUGAAAUAAACAUGAGCGCUGGGAGAAAUGUCGGAGGAAAAAGUACUGCAGAUCUGAAGUAAACAAAUGAAGAAUAAACAUGGAGGUUUAAAUGUCUCAGCGGAAUAAUUAUAUGAAGGCAGCCUUCCCCAGCCUGGUGCCCACCAGAUGUCUGGGAUUCUCACCAGCUGUGCAGAGGAAGAGCUUGUUCAGAUUUUUCAGUAUUUCAUUGCAUCUGGAAGAGCACCUGAUAGCUAAUUCAGGGAGCUUGUUCUGCUGCUCUUGGUGCCUCUCUCUGCUGUUGUGCAUCAUUAGGCUCACUUUCCCCUUUUUCUUUUCACUAUUCAUUUCUAGAGUGAGUACAGUGCGCCUUGUGAUUGCCGAAGACAGUUCAUCUGCGGGUUUGAUGGCUCAGCAGGUAUGUUCCCAGAACUGUGCUUGACCCCGUCACAUUUGACAGUUCUUCAGCUUUGAAUGCCAAGCUCCUCCUCUGAGGUUCACGGGCCAGAACAUGAAUCUCUCCAACUUCCUCUAAAGCUAAAGUGCUGUAUGGUUGUUGCUGUUAUUUUACAUCCAGUCUGGAUAUGGCUCUUUAAUAAUCUCCGUGUAAUUUGCAAAAUGUCUUGAUACAUCCACCCACCCACCGCUUAAGACAGUCUCUAAGUGGUUUACAAAAUGCAUUCGAGAUGUAUAGAUAACCCAACAUUGAAACUGCAAAACUACAAUAUAAUACAAUGCAAUAAAACAAUAGCAUUCCUAAAAACAUCAACAUAGCAGCUCAUUUUGAAACACCAUUAGAGACAGCUCCAUUCUCUCUUCUUCCUUCCUCUUGCCAAAGCACAUCCUGACUCACGAUAUACAACACACAUAUACAACACUUGCGGGGUGAAUCGGGAGCAGUGAGAGGUGUGGCAUAGGGAUAUGGGGUGUGGUCUGAGGAGGGUUCCCAGAGCAAGACAGGGACACAGGCUUUAUGUUCUCUACCCCUGGUGUGUAGGAUUGCAGCCUUGAUCAUAGUGGCAUUUGUCGUAUAAAUUAAAAAUGAAAUGGGGAAGGUGAUGUCAGCGUCUGUUUCCUGACGCUUUUAUAUACUAGAGAGGAGUAGGGACUGGUCCAAACCUGACUGCUGUUGUGUGUAACUUUUUGAGGGGAAGAGGUCAGUCCCUACCAUGCAGCAGAAACCGUUCUCUCCACCACAUUUAAGGCAGACUUGGUAUAUAUUCCAUAUUACCUACUCUUGACAGAUAAGUCUAUAGCAGUGUGGCUGCUGAACUUUGGUAUAUGCGUAGGGGUGGGGUGGAGAGAGUUGGCUCAGCUCACUUCUGGAAAAACUGUAGUGCUUUGCAGUUUGCGUGCUGGCCUGAAAGAAAAACACGAAGGAAAAGUUUGACUUGUCCCUUCCCCUUUCAGCAUCCACACCAGCUGGAAUGGUGACGUAAUACCCGUGUAGUAAUGAGCUUUUGCCGACCCCCAGAUGACCCUUCAAUAAAGUGAAAAAUCCUGUUAACUGUUUCAUACAGUGAUCGCAGCUUGCCUUUCUUUUUCCCUCUGCGAAGCCAGUGGAAACAGAUUUGCUUGUAGUUUGGCAGAUUGGGGGAUUAAGCGGUAAACAGUGUUGGUUAGCCAAGUUCAAUCUUCUUAAAAAACAUUUUUUUUUCCUGCAUCUGAAAUCGCUGGGCAUUGAAAUUCGGCUAAUGGGCGGGAAAAGCCUUGUUUAUCUUUCAUAGGGACAGUGUGUUCUGUUUAGCAGCAUGUCCUGUGGUAACACGCAUUAAACUGCAGCUAUGAGAUCUAGGUUUCAUUGCAAGCAUUGUCAAGCCAGCCAUUCUGUGGGGUUUUGUUUACCCCUUACUGUAAAACAGCCAAGUCCAGGUGUCAGCAGCCUAACUAUGGUUUAUGUCCCAGGAAGUGAGUGUUUUAGCUCAGGCCUUCUCAAGGUAAACUCUACUGUUCUGGCCUGAAUUUCAGAUGCUUCGGAACAAACUUAAUUCAAGUUCGAUCGUUUUAUUUCCCUUCAUUUAUUCAACUGGCACCACUGGCCAUGUCUGUCUGUGUGUGUGUGUGUGUGUGUGUGUGUGUGUGUAAUAUAUGACCACCUCUCCCUUCUUCACUCUUUCACAGGAACCGCCAUAAUAACAGCACAAGAUGCUGCCAUGUGGACCGACGGACGCUACUUUCUCCAAGCUGCUGAGCAAAUGGAUACCAACUGGACACUCAUGAUGAUGGGUGUGUGAGAGCCCAAACUAGUGCUUUGCUUUAGGUCUCCUCCACGGUUCCUUUAGUUGUGCUUCUUAACCCAUUAACGCUCCCUUGUUCCUGUUGUUACAUGGAGAAAAGAACGUUUUCUUGAACAUGUUACAGGAGCAGGGCCUCUUGCUUUCCCUUCCUAGUAUAUCUGCCCAAAGUCAGCGGUUAUUUGCAGGCAGAAAGCAAGCAAAUCCUAGUUGUUAGGCUGUACCCUUCACCAAGUAUGAGUGUUCUCUGGAAAAUACAAUAGCAUUUCUUGUGUGAAUGGUAUAAAAGUGAGUUGCAGCUUCCUGUACCAACCCUAUGAUAAGCAUAUAAUGGAGUUUGCUUGAAUGCAGCCUGAGUGAUUGACAGCUGCUGAGCAAAGGCGAUAAAGGUGAUGUGACCUUGCCCCAUAGUGACCUCUUCAUUUUGUGUUAGGUCUGAUUACUUCCAGGCUCACUUGAAGGUGCAGCUGAGGGCCUGUGAAUUGUGCACCCAGCUUUCCAAAUGCCACAGUAAAGAGCCAUACUGUGCUUGCAGAAAGUCUGCAUUUAAUAUCUGGACAUGUAACUCAAAAUUAAGAAAACUUUUGUAAAUUUUUUUUUGCAUAAUUCUAGCUAUGGAAAUUGUACUGAAUUGCUGUUAUUUAUAUGGGCGUGUAGGGGGAAGAUUGAGGAACAGAAACUGUGUAAGAGAGGCUUGACAUUAAAAUAUUGCAACGUUCAGGGUACCCUGAACCACAGAGAUGGUUUCAGCUUCCCAAAUGGAGGCACUAAGACAAGGCAUCAGAAUUUCUGACUAGUCCAGCAUUUCUCAUUCUCUUCUCUUCUCUCCCCUUCACCAUUGGGCUUCCUGAACACACCAGUUCCUCCUUUAUUGCUGAACUUGCUGCCAGUACUUGCAACUUGUUGUUCCUCGGCCCAUCCCUUGGUUGCUUAGCAAAUGCAGUGCUUUCUGACCUUAGUGAGAACAAAGGCUGCUGAGGGAAGGGAGAUAGGAGAAGGAAAGAGCUCGCAUGGGCACCACUUCUCUUUUCAGUGGUACUCAAAUCAGUGGAGGCAGGCAGGGAAAGGAAGGGUGCUCUGUUUGGCUACCUCCCAGGUGCUUUGCUCUUGGGGCUAGCAGUAGCUAUAGCUGAAAGGAACCAUGCUUCAGUGUGAGGAGCGCAUGGUUUGCUUGCAGAAGGCUUCAGGUUCAAGGGUAUCGGUUGGCAGAAAUGGAAAAGUUCUGACAUCUCCUAGUUGGAGUAGGCAACACUGGUCCAUCUAGCCCAGGGUUCUGACUCAAUUGUUCUCUGAAGCUGAUUGCUCAUAUCAUUUCCCAAGGCAAAUAGUAGGGAACAAACGUGAGUUAUUAAAGGGGCAACAUUCUGGGCCACACUGCACUGUAUCACAGUGCUCCAAGUUCCAAGUCAUUAAUUUUGCUGGGUAUCUGCAGUGUUUUUAGGUGUAUGGAAAGGAAUCCAUAAAUGGGGUUUCUUUUGGGAGCAGAGGGCUUCUGUGAUAAAGGUUGGUAAGGGGUCAUGGUUUUGGAGUAUCUGUUCCUAGGGAUUUACACAUGGUUUGUUCCCCCAAAAUACUAUUGGGUAUUCCAGGCGUGGGGAAGUGGACCUGACCUGUGUACUGGGUCCUUAUCUCCCUCGCAGGGCAAGUUUGACAGGGGAGAGGGCACUUAGCCACCUGUCGGUAACCUGUGUUGCAAUUAUGUGCGCAGCACUUUGAAGUCCUGGCAAUUAGUCGACCGCUGCAACUUCAAAGAGUCUUGCACAGCUCUGUGCAAUCACAGCUCAUCAGCCGAUUGGCAAGGCUUUCAAAAAGCCACGGGUGGGGCUCUAUUGCCGUGUUUCCCAACUGGGUGCCAUAUGGCUCCCUGGGGGGUCCAGGAUAUUCCAAGGGGGCCACAGGUGAAAAUCACGUAAAUGUGGAGCCGCAGAAUGAGGUUAUGGGGCCACAGAGGGUAGUGAGAAGUGAAGAAAAGAAAUUGUUUUUUAGCCUUUAGCUGCCCAAGAAGGGUGUGGCUUGGCCAAAAUUGCAUUGCGGCCAAAUAGGGAGGCCUGGUGGGCUGGAAGUUCCCUACCGCUGGUGCUAAUUCCAUCUCUUGCACUGCAGUCUUACUUGGGGUUUGGGUAUGCAUUUCUGCACUUAAAUUUGGUUAUAAACCGCUGCGUUGAGGUUUACUGCUCCCUGUCUUGUGCUCAAGGUCUCCAUGCUUGUGUUCCUUUUCUUUAAACUUUGCAAUCUCUCUUGAAUUCUUUCUUGCCUUCAGGUCUGAAGAACACUCCUGCGCAGGAGGACUGGCUUGUGAGUGUUCUCCCCGAGGGUUCCAAAGUUGGAGUAGAUCCUUUCAUCAUUCCAGCAGGUUAGUUUGCCCUUAAAUGCCUUCUGAUUUGUGUAAAUGGUUAGAUUCUCCUGACCUGUGCUGCUUCACCUCACAGCAUCAAGGGGUUGGCUCUAACCAGGGUAGUUGAACUUGUCUUUAAACCCUUUCUCUGCAACAAGGUAGUUGGGGGUUGGGAGGCUGAUGUUUUUCCAAGAAAGCAGUGAGAUAUCCUGAUUAUUCAAGAAGGAGGUGGAUUGGUUGCCCUAUUCAGUUUCAGCUGCAAAUGAAUCUAGCAAACUUUUCAGUUGGGAAUUUGAAGAAGGUCACAGGAAUCUGUUCCCCCCAAAUCUGGUUAAUGGCAAUAUUUUUACUACUUUCCCUCUACAAUCCCACAGUGGUUUGUAAGCUAACCAUUCAUCUCCAGUUUCUUCUUCAAAACCAUAAGGUGUAAAAACUUUUGUUUCUUUAAAAAUGGAGAGCGAUAAAUUGUCAGAAAUGUGAUACGUUUCUGGUCCAAAGUUUUCUGAUGAAAGUCUAGGGUUUAGUUGACCCUAACAGGAGAAGUUCUCAUUCCCUAAUUCUCGUUGUAAUGUACAGAACAUACACACACAAUUUUGUUCAGUUUUUUUUAUUGAUUUUAUAUUUCAUGAAUGCAAAUGGUGAGGUUCUUAAUAAAAUACUUUUUAAGAAAUGCAGUGGAAAAACGAUUUUGUUACCAACCCAUGUGUUUAGAUGUGUACUGUAUCCCCCACCUUUCUGCUUACACAAUGUCGCUUCACAGGGAAAGCUAGCAGGCUGGGGAUCUCAACAGCAGCAUCCUUCUUACGUCGCUCUUUCUGUCAUCCUCAGAUCAAUGGAAGAGGAUGUCCAAAGUUCUGAAUAGUGCCGGCCAUACUCUUGUGCCUGUCAAGGACAACCUAAUUGAUGUCAUAUGGACAGAUCGACCACCACGGCCUUGCAAACCCUUGAUGACCCUAGGCCUGAACUACACAGGUUAGCGGGAUCCUAGUCACGUCCGUAAGAAUGUUGUUGAUAAUGAAAUGACAAUCUCGACAGGCUCCCCGUUGAAUUGCAUAUCGGGCAGAGGUACUGUGUAUGUGGAAAGGAUGAGGAAAGUCCGGCCGCAACCAUCAUUUAAUAUCCCUAAAAGCAUCUGAGAUGAAUUGGGCAUUGGACAUAAAUGGCACCUGUGUGUAGAUAAAAGAACUGCUUUGUUACAUUAACCCUAGAGAAUUUGGCCGGAUUAAGUUCUCGCUUUCAUUGCAUGAUGCAGGGAUCAGCUGGAAGGACAAGAUCACAGCCCUGCGGGGGAAAAUGGCUGAGAGGAAGGCUCUGUGGUUUGUGGUGACCGCCUUGGAUGAAGUGGCUUGUGAGUACAAGUAUCCUGUUUCCUUUAGCAUUGUUCAAUUCCAUGUUCAUUAUCUACUCAGAAAUCUCUACGCAGCUGGAAAUGAAAAACCCUGCAGCAUCCCCAGGGGUCAGUAGGACUGUGGGCCAGUUUGGACAAUAGAAGUCUGUCCCGGUGUCAUCUUUGGAACGUAGAGAUUUCAGUUGCUGGCUGCUCACUGGUCAAUGGCAAGGAACCUUGUGCCAUUUCCAGGAAGGCUGCUGCUGGGAUCAAUAUUACUAAUUACCGCGAAUGGUUGGAAAAACCACCUUGUGCUGCACUUGUGGGUAGCUGCUGCCUGCUUACAGUUUGCUACCACUUAGUUCCCAAAUACCCACCAAGCACAGCUGAGGAGCAGCCAGGAGCACAGUAAAGUGCAAAACAGGAGGUGGCAUGUUUGCCUAUUGGGAGGCAAUGGGGCCUGAAGGAUAACGCGUUGGAUUUGAUCUGGGGAAACUGCUUGGUAGGCUGUGGGCUUGUCUAGUGGCCUGCUUUCUGCAGGGCUUUGCUGCGCGAGUGAGUUCACAGUGGCAAACAUGCUUGCACACCCUCACCAAGCAGAGUUGAACUCCCUGCCCAUCAUCAGAAUGACUGCCGGGGCUGGUGGUGUAGCAAAAUGCUUGUGAUCUCCUCUCUGGGAGCCUGGCUUGGCUUAGAGUGAUAUGUGAGACCGGUCUCAGUCUCUAGAGACAGAUGUGAGUAAUUCCUGGAUUUUACAUUUUCAAUAAUGAGUGAGCCGCUGAACCAUUGGAUGUUCUUUUGUUUUUGUUUAUAAUCCCAGGUGUAACCCGCAACCUGCACAGCACCUUGAUUAUCUCUUCCUGCACUUGGUCACAAGACUGAAACCAAUGCAGACUUUAUGGUUUUAAUACCAGCCAUGUUCCCUCUCCACCAUCCCACUCCUCCUGCUUUGCUUCCCUCAUCCUCCAGCCUGAUAAAGCGAUCUGGAGACCUUGAAAGUUUGCUCACUAUUUUGUGGGUGGUCCUAAUAAAUACAGGGUCCCGCUGUGGAUUUUCUACUUUUUCCUUAUGGUCCAACUUGGCUUCCUUUGUACUUUGUCUUAUUUUCUUGUUACCAAAAGAUCUUCCUUGUGCGUUGUCUGGACUUCUAAUGCCAUCUUGUGGCAAAAGCCCCUUAUUGUUCAUUUAAGUGGUUGUGUUGCAUUUCACUAUGGAUGGUGCUUCCCCACUGCUUUCUUAAAAAAAUGAAAGUACAGUGGUACCUUGGGUUACAUACGUUUCAGGUUACAUAUGCUUCAGGUUACAGACUCCGCUAACCCAGAAAUAGUACCUCGGGUUAAGAACUUUGCUUCAGGAUGAGAACAGAAAUCGCACGGCGGCAGCAGGAGGCCCCAUUAGCUAAAGUGGUGCUUCAGGUUAAGAACAGUUUCAGGUUAAGAACGGACCUCCGGAACGAAUUAAGUACUUAACCCGAGGUUAAGAACAGUUUCAGGUUAAGAACGGAGCUCCGGAACGAAUUAAGUACUUAACCCGAGGUACCACUGUAAUGUUGAAUUUUAACCAGGUUUGUGACACCGUCUUCUCCGUCCUUAUUUUUUUAGGGCUCUUUAAUCUCAGAGGCUCAGAUGUUGAGUACAACCCGGUAUUUUUUGCUUACGCCAUCAUAGGAGCCAAUACAAUCAGGUAAUGGAAGCGGAGGCUUUCUCAUUUAUUUUGCUCACAUUUACUCUGAUGAUCAACAUGGGUAUAUAUUUUCCUUCAAGAAACUGAUUGGCUGAGUGGGCAGGGACAGCAGGCCUUUAAAAGCAAUAGGCUGCAGCCUGUGAAGGGGGAGGAAUGGCAGUGGUGCUCGCCUAGGGGUGGAACUGCACUCACUGGGAAAGAAAUAGGCAGCAGUGAAGUCUGGGGAACUUUGAGUAAGCAGCAGCCCCACAAGGCAGCUGUACCUGCAGAGACAUUACUGUCCAUCUAGAUCUCCCCUGACCUCGGUGCCACCUCACUCUGCUCCUUCCUAUGGUAGCACUACCAUAUGUUUUUCACCUAUAAGAAAGUCUGUGCCUAGAUUACCAGUACCCUGCUACUGAGACCUGGAGAGCCAGCCAGCGUGGUGUAGUGGUUAGAGUGUUGGACUAAGGCCUGGGAGACCGGGGUUCAAAUCCCCACUUGGCCAUGAAGGGUGACCUUGGGCCAGUCACUCAGGAUUGUUGUGGGGAUUGAAUGAGGAGGCGGAGAACCAUGUACGGCACCUUGAUCUCUUUGGCAAAAAGGUGAGAUGCAAAUGCAAUAAACAAAACGUCGUUCAGUCAUUCACUCUUUAUUUGAUUGUGUGUCCCGCAAGGCUCAGGCUGCUUUUCUCUCUCUCUCCAAUAUAUUCCUCUAGGUUGUUCAUUGACGGCGAUCGCAUGUCCGAUCCAGGCGUGAGAGAGCAUCUGUUGCUGGACUCUGCUCAGGACCCUGAGUUCAGCAUCCAAGUUCUGCCGUACGACUCCAUCCUGACCGUUCUGAAGUCCAUCUGUGACACCCUUUCUCCCCACGAGAAAGUUUGGCUCAGUGACAAAGCCAGCUAUGCCCUGACCCAGGCCAUCCCCAAGGUCCGUAGGCUUUGGCAAGGCAGCAAAUUCCUCUCACCCCCCCCCAGCUCAGGUCUGCCGCUAUGCACUUCCACUUGGGGCGGAUGCUUCCAAGCUUCCUUCCGUGUGGGGCUGUUGCAGGCCUCUUGUCCUCUGCUGCAAAGUGGCUUUGAAACCCAAGCCAAGCUCUCCAUGGGUUGCUUACAACCCCUGUGGCAGGAGGAAAUGACUAACUCAUUAAAAGAAUUUAUCUGAAAGAGUGUCAGAUUAGAAUAAGGCAGGGAUUUGGGGGAAAAAAAAUUGGCCCUGCAGCAAAAAAAACUACUUUUGUGGAUUGGGCUGGAAAACAUUCUAGUAGAGAGGAAUAAAGAGGUUUUGUUCUCAUCGUUUUGUUGGGGGACGACAACACAGCAGCCUCUUCCGGCUUUCUGUGGGGAGGCUGUGACAAGACGCAUCGUGAGACUUACUGUUAUCCCAUGUGAGGCAUUUUUCUUAUUCACCUGUAUGUAGAACAUGAAUAUAGAAACCUCCAUUAGCUAGAGCAGUGGUAGCUCUUGUGGUGCCUUCAGAUGGCGUUGGACUCCAACUCCCCUCAUCCCUGGCCAUUGGCCAUGGUGGUGGGGGCUCAUGGGAGUUGGAGUCCAACCACACGUAGAAGGCACUCCACUGGCUACCCUGGGCUGCAGGAGCAUGCCUUGUGUUUGAAAUGGGCUCUCCUUUUUCUUUUUCUUUUUGCUUCCUGUGCUGUGUUACAUGCCUAACACAGAGUGCAAGAAGAUUCUAAGGUACUUUUAGUUCAGUGUCACAUGUAUAUGGCAGUGUUUUGGCACAGUCCGCAAUGUUCUUUGAGACCAGACUUCGCUCUGCUUCCUGCUCAGCUCAUAAAGUGGCUUGCACAGAGCUGGAGACUUUUCAGAGAGAACUAUAUGCAGAGGUGUGUCUGCUUCAUGGAAUCAUAGAAUUGUAGAGGGACCUCACAGAUCAUCUAGUCCAGCCCUCUGCAAUGCAGGAAUCCUAUCUAAAUACGUAGAUCCAUGGAAUUGUAGCCCUCAGAUGGAACAUCUCCUGAAGGGCUUAGAACUGUCCGAGCAGAAUCGAGGGGAAAUGACUGGAAAAGGUGCAGGAAAGGGCAUGCAAAAUGAUCUGGUGGUCCCUUGUAAGGAAAGGCUACACUUUGCCUUUCAUGCAGACAGAAGAUGAUAAAGGAUGCUCUUGGCUUGCAUGCAUCCUUUCUGUCUGGUCCCUGAGGCUUGGAAGGACACGAAGAUGUAGCUAGCCCACUUCAGCUUAGUCUUAGUAGCCAGACAACUCCAGGGCCAGCAGGCAGUUUGGGCUCCUUGCCAAAUUGUAUCUUUUCUUUUUUCUUUAUGGUCUUAGGCUCACCGCUACCUCACCCCCUACACUCCCAUAUGCAUUGCAAAAGCUGUGAAGAAUGCAGCGGAGUCAGAAGGCAUGAGGAGAGCUCACGUAAGUGAUCUGCCCAGUUUAGUGGCUCUUUUCUGUUUCAGAGCUGCAAAUUAUUAAUUAUACUGAACUCUGCAAUAGUUUUUGCAGAGUGAAGUGCAGAAGUUUCUGCUUGGAAGUAGAAAUGUCAUCUUUUUGCUACUGCCUACUCAUAUAAUAUAAUAUAAUAUAAUAUAAUAUAAUAUAAUAGGACGCAGGUUAAACCACAGAGCCUAGGACUUGCCGAUCAGAAGGUCGGCGGUUCGAAUCCCUGCAACGGGGUGAGCUCCCGUUGCUCGGUCCCUGCUCCUGCCAACCUAGCAGUUCGAAAGCACGUCAUGUGCAAGUAGAUAAAUAGGUACCGCUCUGGCGGGAAGGUGAACGGUGUUUCCGUGCGCUGCUCUGGUUCGCCUGAAGCGGCUUAGUCAUGCUGGCCACAUGACCCGGAAGCUAUACGCCGGCUCCCUCGGCCAAUAAAGCAAGAUGAGCACUGCAACUCCAGAGUUGUCCGCGACUGGACCUAAUGGUCAGGGGUCCCUUUACCUUUUACUAAUAUAUUUCUUCCAUUAAAAUGUUUGGGGCCAAUUUUUCAGUGGGUUAUUCCAUACAGGUGUGUUUCAUUAAUCUGUUUACCUUGUUUUUUCUUCUCCUUUUAUUAACAGAUUAAGGAUGCUGUGGCCUUGUGUGAGUUAUUUAACUGGCUGGAGAAGGAGGUAUAGUUUUAAAGAUUUUUACUGAGAGAAGACUGUUACUGUAUACUAGAAGAUUGCAUGAAUAUAAGCUUUAGUAUUGCUCAUGGUAACUACUGAUUACUAUUGCCUAGAGGGACGGAGAAAGCCACUGAGACUUUUAGGGGCUGUGAGGGCUGUUCAUAUUUCCACCUUGAGAGGAAAUGAUGACUUUUGGAGACUGUUUUUGCUUGCCUUGUGUGAUCAAAAGAGGAAUGGUGAACGAUUGGCUUGCAUACAGGAGAAAAAUCAUGGCAGAGAUUGCCAUAGUGGAAUGUUACUGGAAAGCACCAAAUUCUCUUCUGUUUUUUUAUAUGCUAUAUUAGUUUUCUCACAAUGGCCAUGUUCAGAUAUCACACUAAACUAUGGUGCUUAGCACUACGUAAAUGGGCCUGUGAGCCUUGGAUUCAAACACUUCCACCUCACUUUGCUUUUCCAGUGCAGCCACAUGGAGGGGAUCAGAAGCUUUUGCUGCUGUUUGCCACCAAUCACAGCUUAGUGGAAUGUCCAAACUCAAACAAACUGUGUCUAUUCUUAACCAUGGUUUAUUGAAAGAAGUCAACUUUGGAAAUCAAACUAUAAAGCUGGUUUCAAUAUAGCAUAGUUAAGAUUAGCCACAGUUUUAAGUUUUCCAAGGUAACACUAACAUUCAAUAGCUGUAGUCUACUGAGGAGAAAGUACCGUUGGUUUAGCCACUGCCAAUGUCGUUGAGCCCUGAUAUUGAUGCCCAAGGAUAGCAUUGAGGGAUGGGGAGUCAACAGUGGCCUCUAAGGGAAAAGAGAGGGUGACUGGGCAAGAUUCCAUGAAGACCACAACAUGCUGUGUUUCCAUUGUUGUUUACCAGGCUGCAAUCUUUUCUAUUAGGUUCCCAAAGGGAAUAUUACUGAAAUAACAGCAGCAGACAAAGCAGAGGAGUUCCGUAGGUAAGAAGAAAGACAGAUGUGGGCAGUCUCUGGGUCAUUAUAGUCACUGAAGUUUUAUAUAGACUUUGGGGAAAACAGGGUCCAUUUGUUUUAUUGGGAGGCUGCGGAAAGAAGGGGUCCGACUUCCAAGGCAGGCAGUUUAAAGAAGAGCAAACCUUUAGGAGCAUAAGAGCAUCGGAAGAGCCUGCUGGCUCAACCUCACAGUGACUAGCUAGAUAACUUUGAGGAAAGCCACAAGCAGGACCUGAGCAUAAGACACUCUCUUCUCCCUCAAGUUUCAGCACCUGGCAUUCACAGGUGUGGCUGACUCCUGGAGGGAGAGCAUAGCCAUCAUGGCUAGGAGCCAUGGAUAGACUGAUCCUUCAUGAAUUUGCCUAACCUUCUUGUAAAGCCAUCCAAGAUGGUGGAUGCUACUGCCUCCUGUGGGAGGGAGUUUAACUAUGUGCUGCAUGAAGAAGUACAGUGGUAUCUUGGGUUACAUAUGCUUCAGGUUACAGACUCUGCUAACCCAGAAACAGUACCUUGGGUUAAGAACUUUGCUUCAGGAUGAGAACAGAAAUCGUGUGACAGCAGCGCAGCAGCAGCAGGAGGCCCCAUUAGCUAAAGUAGUGCUUCAGGUUAAGAACAGUUUCAGGUUAAGAACGGACCUCCGGAACGAAUUAAGUUCUUAACCCGAGGUACCACUGUACUUUCAUUUGCCUGUCCUGAAUCUUCCAACAUUUGGCUUGAUUGGAUGUCCACAAAUUGUUUCGAGAGAGGGUCCAUGUCCUGCAUAAUUUCAUGAUCAAACUGGUGCCUUGUCUUCUCCUUGUUUGUCUUGCCUGGUUUCAUACCUCUGUCUUAAACAAGCUCAGAACAAGAUCAUGCAGUUCUUGGCCUUCAGGCUUAUUCAUCACAUAGAAUACUGUGCAUGUCAUUUUGGGCAAACAAAGUGAACCCUGUAUCUAAGACCAGAUGGGUAAACUUGGCUAGGGAGUCUGCUGUGCGUGAUGUGGGGAAAGAAGAAGAAGAAGAGGAGUUUGGAUUUGAUAUCCCGCUUUAUCACUACCCUAAGGAGUCUCAAAGCGGCUAACAUUCUCCUUUCCCUUCCUCCCCCACUCUGUGAGGUGACUCAGUAUAUUUCAGUACUCCAGCUGAUACUUUUUUGGAUGAACUAAGCAGAGGGUAUAGAGCAAGCUCUGGUUUGAGAUCAUCACUAGUCCAGUUCCCAACCUUAUUUUUUGGGUGGUAAAAUAGGACCCUUCUUUAUAACACAUCAUCACACCAUUGGUCCACCUAGCGCAAUAUUGUCUAUACAGAACUGCAGGGCGUCUUCAAGUUUUUAGAGGGCAUUCCCAACCUUACCUGCAGAUGCUGGGAUUGAACCUGGGAUCUCCUGCAUGAAGAGCAUAUGCUCUACCACUGUUCUACAGCCCUUCCCCAUACUUUAGGUUUGAUGUUCAUUGUCUUGCUAGAACAACUUGAGCAAGUUUUGGCCCAAAUGGUUAAUCGAGACAAAUUGCAGGAAGACUCACCAGGCUGAUCAUGAAUGAUGAAAUCUCAAUGAAGGGCAAUGGCAGAAGAUGAAAACCUUUGCUCUCAUCCUUUGAGAGGCAGGAUGUCUCCUUUCUGUAGAAGUUCUAAAUGACCUUUGCUCAUGAAAUUUCUCUUUUUUCCAGCCAGCAAGAGAACUUUGUCGACUUGAGCUUUGCUACAAUUUCAAGUACAGGCCCAAAUGGUGCUAUAAUUCACUACAAGUAAGUAAGAGCAACAGAGUCCUUGCACUGGACACUUCACUACAUAGUUGGAAGAACCUAGAGCACCACCAUGCUAGUGUAUCGCUGCUUAGUCUACAUUAGGAAAUGUUCGCUACUGUUAACCUUCAAGUUGGCUUCUAUGACCAAAUCUUUUCUCCAGGAUCCCAUUGCACUUGGUGUGGUCCCCAUGCUAUCUGAGGCUUAACGGAACUUCAGGGAAUCACGUCAGUUGAUGUUAUUUUCCGUCUAGUGAUAUAAAGAGAGUUUGUGGUUGAAGCAGCAGAACAAUGUAUCUUGUUCCAUAACCAUCUACUGUGGAUGUCCAAAUUGUUUUCAGGCGGUUGGCUUCAUGAAGAUCGGUUGUCCCUGUUUGGCUAGCUUUCUGUUUUUUUCAAAGUUACUAAUGAGAGAGUUUGAGGGGUGGAGGGCUGAGGUUAUUUGCUGCUGCAGAAUGCAGAGACUAGAGGAUUUUCGUUUGUCCUUCUUUGCAAGUUUCUCAGGGAUUGCAUGAUGUUGAGGCUGGAAGCGGUUUUUUAAAAAAAGAAAAGAUCUUGACAUCCACUGAUUCAUUGAAAAAUUUAACCUUGUCCCAAAGUGCAGCUUUCAGUGCAAAAACUGAUAACUCUGCAGAAUUUAGCACAACCUUAGUUGAAAUAAUGGUUGAAUGAAGUGCAAAUACCUUACUUUAUCUAUAUAAAAAAAUUGAAGUGUUGGAAUAUUUCUUAGUGGCUCAUAGACCUGUCUCCUAUCAGCUGUAGAAUUUUCAAUAGAGAAUCAUGUGAUCAACAAGUAGGUGUAGAUAACAAGCUCUUCCAGCCUUUUGAUCGUCAUUGUGAAUGUGCUUCCACCACCAAAUAUUUUGAUGCUAUACAGCCUCCUAUAUAAUUUAGAAUAGUAAACAUGCUGUACAAUGCUGAAGAUGCCCUCAGACACAUGAUGCUGACCUAAAUGGGCAGUUGAUUUGAUCCAACAAUCCAUGAAAAUUUACUAAGGACAAAUACACUCGGCCCAGAAUUCAAAAUUUAAUUGUAUAAUUGAAGGAAGAACUUGUAAUUCAGUCUGUUUUCACUCGCUGGUUUCAAUGAAAAGGUGAGACAAAUCAUUUUUCUUUUCUUGAAUAGGCCUACACCUGAGACAAAUAGGACUUUAUCCAUGAAUGAAAUUUACCUCCUGGAUUCUGGGGCUCAGUACAGGUAAAUGAAGCUUAUAGGCUACUUCACAUUGGUGAACUUACACUAAAUCAAAUCCCACCUCAGAUAUAGAUUUGGUAUGGAAAAAGACACAGCCUUAUACUAUAUUUGUUUAAGAUAAACACCAUGGAGAAAAUAUGAGUCAUAGCAAUAUUAUUCUGGCAAGUUGGGGGCUGUGCAGUUGCCUUUUGCUUUCAAAUAGUGCUAUUUCACAUUCGGUAUCAUUUUUUAUUUAAGCUUAGAGUGAGUGGCUUGCUUCAGGCAACCUAGUGUGCUUGCAGAGGUGAGAUUCAAAAGCUGGGGACUUACAGAAGCGCAUAAUUUCUUAGCCACAGCAGCAUUAAGAUGAACACUAUUUUGCUCAGCAAGGAAUGGAGCGGAACUGAUCUGUGGAUGGAAAUUGCUUCUUUAGAACUGGGAUGGGGAACUUAUGGCCCUCGAGAUGUUGUUGGACUACAACUCCCAUUAUCCUUGACCAUUGGCCGUGCUGGCUGAUGGGAACUGGAGUCCCAUAGCACCUGAAGGGUCACAGGUUUUCCCUUCCUGGCUUUAGAGGCUUGGCAUUUUUGUUUUUUUGAAAUUUUAAUGGCUCCCUGAAUGGGAACUGUGUGGAUAAAACUUAUACAAUGAGAGCCUUCUUCUCAGGCAGCCUAAUUAUCGACUUCCUCGGUGCCACAUUGUGAAGCAGUCACUUGAAUAUAAUGAGUUAUGCAUCCAUGACAUUCCCUAGGCUGUGGGGCAGCAGGGCUGAACUGGCUGAUGUUGCAAAGUUAACUCGAGUGUUUUUAAAGUCAUGUGCUAGGGCAGAGUGCCUGGAGAGAGACUUUGCACAAAUCCUGCCUCCCCCGGGGGAAGUUCUCAGGGUCCUGCUUAACUCCUGUUAAUGUCAACAGAGGUUGUGGAAGAGAAGUUAUGAGUGGAUUGUGCUCUUUAUUUUCAAAAGUAUGGAUAAUUUGGGAAUUCUCAGAGAGAUACAGAUCCCUUGACUUCUUUUUCAGCACGGUACAUAUAGUUAAAUUAGAUGCUUGAGCAAAGCUCCAUGACCUGUAGGACCAUAGAGAUGAAGGAGGCUUCCUUAGUCAGUGAUCCCAACCCAUUAGAUAGAAUUUCUUGAUGAACUUGAAAACCUACUUUGCACCGGGGCCGUCUAAUGAAAUUAAGUGUGCAUUGCACUUUCUGAACUCCCAUUUUUCAGACUCUUAAGGAUUUUCCACUGUACCUGCCUUUUUCUCCCCCCCCCCCAUUUUUUAAAAAAGUGUCGCUUAACACCCAGCCUGCAGAAGAAGUUCUGGAGAACUUGAAAUAUUUGCUCACUCCUCUGGGACAGGGUAGAGGAGUUAUGCAGGGGUCCUGAUAGCUUCCAACAACCCAUGGAUCAAUAGAAAUCCUGCUUGACUGGCUUUGAAUACUUCCCCAAGCACUGCUCACAUGUUCUCCAACUCACUUUCCCUAGUGCUGUCCUUGGAAGGUUGAUUUUUGUCCCUUUGUGCUUUAUGCACAAAGCUGCAGGAUGCACAUUUUGCCCUGAUUUUUACUGGUUUGGCAGGAUUUAUUUCCCCUGUUUUUGUUGGUUUGAUGUAAGGAAGUGUGUCCUGCUUUUCUCAUCCUCUGAAACAUGCCCCACAGUACCAAAUUAUGUAUCAUUUAUGAAACAUAGCAUCCCAGAGCCUUGAGUUGCAUCCAGUGACUUCAGAUUGUAUGCUGGCAGAGCUAGCCGGGGGGAGGGGGGGAGGGAGCAGAGGUCGUUUAGUACAAUCUCUUGUGCUGGAGCCAAAUCCUUUGUACCUCAGCUUUCUGAACAGCUUGCCCUGUGCAGAGACAACAAUGCAGAUGGUUAUCCAGACUGGAAUGUUCCAUAAGCAGAGAGCAGGAGGAACCAACGGACACCAGCGCCGGGAUAGCUGGAGGGAUAACAGAAUAGAUUUGUUGGAAGAGAGUUCAUUUCCUCUGAGCUACAGUUACAGAUUCCGCUUGACAUCUCUCCAGUGGCCUUGCAGUCUGUGAAAGCUUACUUGAGCAUGCAUUAACUAGAGAAAAGUUGGGAUAGGGCUGGAGCCAGCUUCUAGAAGCUGCUCCCUUUAAAAAACAGCAUAACUAAAUAGAUUAUACUUUGAGGUGUGGCAGAAGACACCUGGAUGUCCAUUGGCUAGCUGAUACCUUGUCUCAGGAGGAUGGGAGAAACCAUCUGCUUUGGGGGUCUCUAAUUGGGAAAUCUCUUGCUAGCAGGUUUGGAAGGUCACAGCUGCCACGACCAAUUACCCGUCUUGUUAUUCCAUCCUCUGUAGGCAUACCUUGUCCUUCCCCUGCCCAGUGAACCUCUGCCCGUUGAUUGCUAUUUCUGCACUUUAGAUUCCAGUAAGAAGGAUGAGGCCCACAGAAUAUCUUGCUGUGUGAGCUGAUUGGUGGGCAGUGGUCUCCUGGCGUUUCCAUGAGGAAAUCUUGACCUGUUUCAUAGCCUAUUUUGAUGCGACUCAGCAAGACCAGCAAUGCCCAUUCUUGUUAUAGCUGAGCCUUACCCACUGCAGAACACUUGGAAGAAGCUCACAAAAUUUUGCACUAGGCUGGCUAUAGCUUAAAGUAUAUUCUUGACUUUUCCGGGAAGUGCCAUAGCUCAGUGUUAGAGCAUCUGCUUUGCCUGCUGAAGAUCCCAGCUUCCGUCCCCAGGAUAUCCAGGCAAGACAGGGAGAGACCCCUGCCUGAAAGCCUUGGGAGUUGUUGCCAGUCAGGGUAGACAUCACUGAACUAGAUGGACCAAUGCUCAGACUCGGUAUAACGCAACAGCCUAUGCCUCCACCUUUCUCUUUCGAUAGUUAGAAUAUGUUUUUCUCUUUCUCUUUUUGGAAGGGAUGGAACUACAGAUGUGACAAGGACAAUGCAUUUUGGCACCCCAACAGCUUAUGAAAAGGUAUGCAAGAAUUCGGGUUUCAUCGUUGAUUCUCCCCAAACAGGUUGCCUUAGGCAAUUUUAGAUACAAUAAGCACUGUAGGUUUGUUUGUGUGCAGAUUUCACUUACUACAAGGACCGUGAGAUGAUCAAGUAGCUCUGCUUGACACCAACCCCCCCCCCGAAAGUCAAGGGUGGCCUUAUUGUCCCUGGGCACCUGCAGCAACUCUCCUUCUUUAUGGGUCCUGGUUUCAUCCCUCCCCCCUUUGUAUCCAUUGGGAACCUUUUGGAUAUUCAGUUUUGUGGCAUUAUUUUUUCAUAAUCAAAACCACCUGAAUAUUUAUAGAAGCAGCGUUUUCUCCAAAGGGGGUGGGGUAGGGCAGAUGUUCUGGAUGCCAAUGUGUUCAAGAGCCAAUUAAAACAUCUGGGGUGUAGUCCAUAUGUAAGCUGAACAUCUAAGCUCUGACCACUGCUAGAAAUUGCCCUUUAUUUCACCCCUCCCUCCCUGUACACACACACAUCUUAGGGAGAUGAGAUAUACACUGGUCGCUUUUACUAUCAAACUGAGCUGCUGCUUCAAAUAUAUUGGCAGACCCCAGUCCAGAAUUCUUUAUGCACUUGUUCUAGGUUGCAAGUGACUCGUGGGCCAGGCCUUCCAAUGUCUUCUGUUUUGUUCAUCGUUUUCCCUUUCCUUCCAGGAGUGUUUUACCUAUGUGCUGAAGGGUCACAUAGCUGUCAGCGCAGCCAUAUUCCCCAAUGGGACCAAAGGUUGGUCAGUUUCCUUUUCCUCUUCCUCAGCUGCAGUGGCACUCAGAAUCAGAUUUGCGUUUUCUCUGUUAUCUAGUCAUCAGGCCUUCACGAGGGAAGGGUUUAACAAUGUGGAACUACAUACCUGUAUAAAAGUAACUUAGGAUGAAUAGAAUUGCCACAGACCCAGAUAAAGUAUAUAUACAAUCUAAAGAAACUUAAAACUAAAAUUGAAUAUUUCCCUAGCAAAUCACAACAAUUCCCCUUUAAAAAUGGGGUUCCUGUUAAGUAAAAUAAAAUUGACACCUGAAAUUUAAGCCUGAAUAAAAUUAUAUGGAACCUGAAUGAAAGAGUGUUAAGAAACUUAGGAACAUAGGAAGCCAUUUUCUUUCUAUGGAGUCAGACCAUUGUUCCAUUCAGUUCAGUACUGUCUGCACUGACUGGCUGGCAGCUGUCUAGGAUUCCAGGCAGAAUUUUCUCCCAGCCCCGCCUGAGGAUGUGGGGGUGGGGGUGGCCUUGGGACGCAAUGUCAAUACUCAAGCCCUGAGCUAUGGCCUCUUUCCCCUCAAUUUACAAUUCUGAAUCUCUCAGGCAAGACGCAACAUUAUCCCUUUAAAAAAAUGAAUAAAUUAUGCAGAUAAAAGGGGUAUCUGUAUUGUUCCCUCAGCAUAGUACACAAAAGGAAAGGACACGGUUAUCUACACAUCACACAAUGGUCAAUUGCUUUAUCCGAGAAACUAACUAAGAGAGUACAUGCCCCAAUGAUGUGACUGAUACGGAUGAUUUUGCUGAAAUACGGCAUCCCUUUAUAAAGUAUCCAACUGAACUCUCUGAUGACUAGCAUCCACUAUAUAUGCAUAUAGAUUUAUGGGGAAAUUUGUUGUAUGAAUUAGUUUUUGUUCUGGGUGAGUGGGAAACCAAUUGUUUGGAUAAUAUUAUGGUCAUGCUUAAAUCCUGUUUCCAAAGGUGGGUUUUUUUUUAAAAAAAAAUCAUAGUAUAUAAAAUUGUAUGCACAUCUUUUUCAACCUGCAAGUUCAGGAUAUGACUGUCAGAAAUAAGGCUGCUUGCUUUCUGCUCAGCUUGUUAAUAUAUUGUGGACCUGCAACUUCCUUUUGUGUCUUGUAGGUCACCUCCUGGACUCCUUUGCACGCUCUGCACUGUGGGACCAAGGCUUAGAUUACCUGCAUGGCACAGGACAUGGAGUUGGGGCUUUCCUAAAUGUCCAUGAAGGUCCAUGUGGCAUUAGCUACAAAACCUUUGCAGAUGAACCUCUGGAAGCUGGGAUGAUUGUUUCUGAUGGUAAUUAAUUUAUUCCCAUUGACUCAUGACUCUUGUUACAUGAACUAGUGUCUUCUGCCUCUUUGGCUUUUAAUAUAAGAAUUUAUUGUGAUCCUCUUGGCUCUCUAGGUUGUUGUUUCUGGGAAAGAAUGGGAGGGUGGCACCUCUCCAGUCCUUAAAUAUCAACAAUGAUUAUAUUAAUACGUAGCAUUUAUAUAGUGCUUGCAAGUGUCCAAAUAUAUUUGAAUCACGGACUCAUAGAAUUGUAGAGUUGGAAGGGACCACAAGAGUCAUGUGGCCCAACCUCUUGCAAUGCAGGAAUUAUUUGCCCAACGUGGGGCUCAAACUCAUGUCCCUCAGAUCAAGAGUCUCAUGCUGUACUGACUGAGCUACCAGUUUGCAUGCAUUGACCUCAAUAACCCUUACAUUCCUGCAUGGUAGCUCAGUAUUAUCAUCAUAUCAGGAGCAGCUUGCCCAGUGGGGCAUCAAACAGGCUUUUAACACCUCCUAGCCACCCCCCUCCUGGUAAGCAUCAGUAACUCCAUGAUGAAAUGAGAAAGAAACAGUUAAACAAACAAGAAAUUACCGUAUUUUUCGUUCUAUAGGACUCACAUUGCCCCCUCCAAAAAUUAAGGGGAAAUGUGUGUGUGUCCUAUAGAGCGAAUGCAGGCUGCGCUGCUAAGCCCAAAGCCAGAACAGGAAGACGGAGCACUGCGGAGGGCUCCGUCUCGCUGCUCUAGCUUGGGGACGGCUGCGCGCAAACCUCACCCCGCUGUCCUGCAGAAGCUAGCAAGGCUGUUCCCAAGCCAGAACAGCGAGACGGAGGGCUCCGUCUCACUGCUCUAGCUUGGGGACGGCUGCACGCAAACCUCUGCAGGGCAGCGGGGUGCCUUCACCCUGCUGUCCUGCAGAGGCUAGCAAGGCUGUUCCCAAGCCAGAACAGCGAGACGGAGGGCUCCGUUUCGCUGCUCUAGCUUGGGGACGGCAGCGUUCAAACCUGUGCAGGGCAGCGGGGCGCUGCGCUCCAAAGGUUCAGGGAUCUUUGAGGCUGGCGGUGGGGGAAAGCAGCGCUUCCCCCCACCGCCAGCCCCACAAGCUCUGGUGAAUGUACCUUGAAUGCACCUUGUUUUAGAGGGGGAGAACAAGAAAAUUUUUUUUCCCCUGUUCUCCCCCUCCUAUGAUCCAGUGCGUCCUAUGGUCCAGUGCGUCCAAUGGAGCGAAAAAUACGGUAGACCCGCUUUGAGGAGGAAGGAAGUCUAUUAGAAUAGAAUAACAAUCGAAAAUUGAAAGUAGGGUAACAUAAGUCUGUGUGUAAGAGCUUUCAGAUUUAUGGUUAUUUGUUUGUCAUUUGUUUUGUGUUUUAUUUUUUGUUUGUUUCUUAAGUAUCAUGUUUUUAUGUGUUGUAAUAAAAAGUUAAUAAAAAGCAUAAUAAAAUAAAGUAAAGUAACUCCAUCUCCAGGAAGCUGCUGCUCUGAACUACUCUUGCAUCAUUUUAUAGAUGAGAGCCUGAGAAAUGGUGCCUGAGCUCACCUAGCAAUGACUGAGAUUUGAGGCAGGGUUGUCCCUUAGCUGUUAUGGCAGCAAUUUGUCAGCCCAGGAUGUAUGCAUUAAGGUCUGAUUUUACUGGCACAAGCAUUCAGUAGAUUUGGUGCACAUUAUCUCUUGUCUGCCAUGUGAAUUUUGUGGGGUUUUCAGGCAAUAUUGCUGUUCAAUGGCUUUGGUUCUGCUCCUGCAUAAAAAAAUCAUCCAUCCUGGUUUCCUUUAUUACGGUGCUGGUAUUUUCACCCCCAAGUGCUGCCUCACCAAUGCAGCCUCUGUGACCAAGCCAUAGAAGAAGCCUUUACUGCUUUUCUCUACGAAAGGUGUAGAUGUGUCUUUGGGUGUGAUAUGGAAGAUUCUUUGAACUCCAAAAUCUUCAGGUUGCUUGAACAGGAAAGCUGGGCCUUACUCCCAAGGUUGUUAGGGGGUUUGCCCUUUGGGGAAAAUUUUUCUAACAGUGUUCCUGGCUAACUUUGUCUCUGCAGAGCCUGGUUAUUAUGAGGCUGAUGCUUUUGGGAUCCGAAUAGAAAACGUUGUCAUUGUCGUUCCUGUUAAAACCAAGGUGAGAAGUUCCUUUGCAUGUCUGAGAGGAGCGAUGCCUCCUUACUGUGACUUGUGAGCACAAUGUCUUUCCAAUGGGGAGUGAACCUGCCUUCCAAAUGCCAUCAUGGUCCAUCGUCCCUUACAACUGGCCAUGCUGGCUGGGCUGAUGGCAGUUGGAGUCCUCCAGCAUCUCAAGGGCUACAGGUUCCCCACCAAUGAUUUCAAAGCCACAGCUUUUCCAUCUUUGCACUGCUUGGUUGUUUCUGCCGUCCUGGAAGCUGAAACAUAACUUUGGAAAGUAUCCUUAAUCUUCUAUUAACUUUCCUAGUUGCUGAUGAAAGGGAGUUUUUAUGUAGGAAUGAGAAACGUAAGAGAACAUUGGGUUGAAACAUGGUAUUUGGCACAAGAUGGCCAACCUUCACAUUAGGACCUUCAGUGGUGUUCAAACUUUUUUCAAAGAGGGCCAGAUUUGAUGAACUGAAGGGCUGAGAGGGCCGACCAAAGGACCAACCUUUUUUUAGGAUUGAAGUUGUUGAGGUUUUUUUAAGGAUUUUACCCAGGAAAUAAACUGCCACAGGGGCCAGAUUAAACCAUUUUUAUAAAGGUGGUGAGAAUAAAUCUAAAUGCAGUUUUAUGCACCAGGGACAGUUCUCCAGAGGAAUGGAUGACAUGUCUGGAUUUGCUUAGUUGAACUCUCUCAGAAUAUACCCUUAAUGCCACCGUUCUCCAGUUUUCUGUCAUCUCAUGAGAGGUGGAGGACACCAGAAUGGGGAAGGCUGCAUUAUGGGAAAUCUGUGAUGGUGAGAGGGGCACUUUUACUCAGCUAGAAGCUUUCUCCAAUGACUAGGAUAUUUUACCUCCAUAGUAUAACUUCAGCAACAGAGGGAGUUUGACGUUUGAGCCUUUGACCCUGGUUCCCAUUCAAACCAAAAUGAUAGACGUUGAUUUGCUAACUCCAAAAGAGGUAAGGAAAAUAAUAACUGUGUUGUAAAAUUUGAGACUUUUACUGUGAGGACUUGAAAUGCUUGGUUUUCUUCCCCCUCAUUUCCAGACAGACCAAGUCUUGAUGAAAACCUCCAUCUUAGUACUUAGCUGUCUUAGUUUUUACAGCCAAACCUGUCGUGGUCUAUUGCCAAACUUGACAGGAUGAUAAUACAAGUGGCACCGUGGUUAUUUUGGGGAUAGAAGGUGGGGAGAGGAACUCCCAGAUUUGCAAGUAUUUCAGAAACUGAGUAUAUGUCAGGUGAAAUUCCGGGGCAUUUUGCCAUUGAGGUUGUUCUGUAGUGAUGCAUUCAUAUGUAUCUUAUACUUGCCAUGAAAUCAAGAGCUGAAAUUUAAAGACAAAACAGAAACAUGCUUGCUGGUACUCUUCCUGCCCAGCUUUUCUCUGCGCAUCAUGAUAGAGGGCAUGGCUAGCUGCCUGGAACACUGAACCUUCCACGCUGCAGCAUUUUGUUGCGGGUUCAGCUUGCCCUCACAAUUGCCGUUGACCUCCAUCCCUCCAAAAGUGAUGCACAAGGGACUAUUGUAUUCAGCGGCACUUCCCCAUAGACAUCAGUACACAAAGGGAUGCUCUUCACUUUAACUUUUUAGACAUAUAUAAUCCCUUUCCCCCUUGCAAGUAGCAUUCACAGUGGCUGGAGAUCAAGGUGCUCUCCUUUCUCUUUAGUGCGACUGGGUGAACGAGUACCACAGAAAAUGCCGAGAGGUGGUCGGGGCAGAGCUCGAGCGACAAGGACGGCAAGAAGCUCUCCGGUGGCUUAUUAGGGAAACGGAGCCCAUCUCCAAGAUGCACUAA
Molecule: messenger RNA, 34877 nt
Organism: Podarcis lilfordi (Lilford's wall lizard)
Lineage: Eukaryota; Metazoa; Chordata; Lepidosauria; Squamata; Lacertidae
Source: the annotation of a GenBank genome assembly